Molecule: messenger RNA, 5639 nt
Organism: Monodelphis domestica (gray short-tailed opossum)
Lineage: Eukaryota; Metazoa; Chordata; Mammalia; Didelphimorphia; Didelphidae
Gene: CPNE7
Product: copine 7
Biological process (GO): cellular response to calcium ion
Cellular component (GO): plasma membrane
Molecular function (GO): calcium-dependent phospholipid binding
Source: RefSeq, a predicted model, not a curated record
GGGUAUGACUGGGCUUUAGCCAGAAACCUGUGGUCUUCAAAUGAAAAGCCUUCGGGAACCCAGGAGUUCUUAGCUUGUGCCUCUUUCUUUUUGAGAAGGAUCCCAGGAGCCAAGCUGAUAGCACCCACAACACAGAAGAGGCAGGAGGGAUGAGCCAGAAGAAGGCUCAGCCUUCUUCCACAUAUCUCCACAUCCCACACCUGGAAGAACUCCAGGAACAUGAUGCAUUGCUCUAGGAUGGGGUCUAAGGGGCUGGGGUAUGUGAGUGUAGGGAUGUCCUAGGGUGCUCCUUCUUCAUAUUAAGAGAAGUUAUCCCAGAGCCCUAGGUUUUGAGGUGCCCAAUUAGGCACAAUGUGUCUCACCUCUCUCUUGUCAGAGGCAGGUAGAGAUGGCUCUUCCUGGGGUAGGAUUGGUGGGGGAAGGAGACCUAGAAUGUCCCAGUUUCCUUGCCUGCCUUGUAGAAUUGAAUAAGAAACUGCCAAUAGUUUACUUGGGUAACUAGCUGUUCCUGCUGAAGCACUGGUGCCUCAGAGAGAGGGAGAGGAGCCUUCCCAGGGGCUGGCAUCAGUUCCUAGUGGACCCAGUUUAGAAGAAAGACACUUAAAGAGAAGCAGUGAAGACAGUAGGUGCUCCUGAAGACAGUAGGUGCUCCCACCAAGGGCAGCUGGAAACGAGUCUGCUUUUUCCUAUCCUCCUGACUCAUCUCCCUCCCCCCCCCCCCUUUGUACUGAAUAGCAUUCCAGGUCUAACCGGGUCCCAGAGGCACCAAGAAAGGCACACCCGGCUACCUGUGGGAAUGUCAGACUUGCUUUGCAGCCCAGCCUGGGAUGAUGUCUGUGCCCUGGGCCAAAAGAACCCUAGCCACCUAAGGUGGGGGCGGGGGGAGGCGGGGUGGGGCUGUUUCUAUGGCCUUCGGUUGAGGGGCGCAGGCCGCUCCCUGAGUGGAGCAAGUCUAGACCAACCAGGCGGUGGCUGCAGCGACCUCUUUCCCCGCAAUACCGGCGGGCAGCGGCGGUACAGGCGGAGGAGGAAGAAGAGGAAAAGGCAGAGAGACGGAGAGAGAGAGGGAAAGAGGGAGAGAAGGAGGGGCCCUGCCCGCCAGCCAAUACGCCGGGCGCUGCUGCCCGUCGAGCCACGUGUGCCCGCCGCCCCGGGUGGGUAUGAAUGGGAAGCCGGGGCCGCGCCUAGGGACUGGCCACCAUUUCCCCUGGCGCAGAGGCAGAGAGACAAGGGGAGCAGCUGGCCUGGGGGCUCCGAUACUCUCUUCCCUCCCUCUAUUCCUCCCUCUCCCCUGGCACCCCUCUACUUCCAUCCAUAGCCCUCAUUUGCCUUUUGCCAGUCCUGGUCCCUUCUGGCCCCUUCUGUCCAGCUGCGCCCCGCCGGCUGGGAGCAGGCGCCUCCCUCAGUGGCGCGCCUGGAGAGCUUCGGGGACAGCGACAGUGGGCUGGCUCGCGGCUGCCCUCCAUCCCGCCGGCCCAGAGCUGGCCCGCCACUGCGUGGGGCUGCUCCUGCUGUCAACUUCGCGCCCGCCGGGGGCCCGGCUUCUCCCCCCAUAUUACUCUGCCACUUUGGAGACCGGCGCUUUGGCCCUUUCGGAAGCCAACCCCGUGCCCCCAGGGAGGGAACGGAGGACCCGCGGGAAAGCCAACGGGCCAGCAGAUCUGGCUCUGGACCACUCCCAGUGAGCCAGCUCCCCUAGACCUUUUCUCGUGCCUCGGAUCCUGUCCUCUGCCCCGGGCUUCGGAGAACAGCCCCAUCCCCAGCCGGGGUGGAGAAAGGGGCUUGGGGAGGGGGGCUUUCGGGAAGAAGAAAGGGGUGGAAACCUUUUAAGGGGGAGUGAUCUCCAUCCUGAACCUGCAGGACUCCCUCCCUCCCAGAGCCGUCGACAUCUCCACUUUCUCCGGACGCUCCCUGUUCUGCGCCCCCUCGUUUCCUUAAGCCAAUCUACUAGCGAACUCCCGGGGAGAACCAAGUGCUAGCCGGAGCGAAGAUGAACCCAGGUUCGGAGCAAGGAGCUCCGGCCGCCCUAGGGGUGGUCACCGCCACCUGCGUCUCCAAGGUGGAGCUCCGGCUCAGCUGCCGGCAUCUGCUGGACCGGGACCCGCUCAACAAGUCGGACCCCAGCGUGGUGUUGCUUAUGCAGUCCCAGGGCCAGUGGGUGGAGGUGGACAGGACAGAAGUAAUCAAGAGCAGUCUACACCCGGUGUUCUCCAAGGUCUUCACAUUGGAUUACUACUUUGAGGAAGUACAGAAGCUCCGUUUUGAGGCGUACGACAUUCAUGGACACUGCAGCAUUGGCUCGCAGGAUGAUGACUUCCUGGGAGGAAUGGAGUGUACUCUGGGGCAGAUUGUGGCCCAAAAGAAGAUGACUAGAGCUCUGCUCCUUAAAAAUGGCAAGCAUGCUGGCAAGUCCACCAUCACGGUGAUAGCAGAGGAGAUCUCUGGGAACAAUGGAUAUGUGGAACUCUCCUUUCGGGCCAAGAAGCUCGAUGACAAGGAUCUCUUUAGCAAAUCAGAUCCUUUCCUGGAGAUCUACCGAAUCAACGAUGAUCAGAGUGAGCAACUGGUAUACCGGACAGAGGUCGUGAAGAAUAACCUGAAUCCUGUGUGGGAGACAUUCAAGGUUUCCCUGAACUCUCUUUGUAGCUGUGAGGAGAAGAGGCCUCUUAAGUGUCUGGUUUGGGACUACGAUUCUCGGGGGAAACACGACUUCAUUGGCGAGUUCUCUACCACUUUUAUGGAAAUGCAGAAGGCGAUUGAGGAGGACAAGGUCCAAUGGGACUGCGUGAAUCCCAAGUACAAAACUAAGAAACGGAAUUAUAAGAACUCAGGGGUGGUCAUCCUAUCAGACCUGAAGAUCCACAGGGUCUACUCCUUCCUGGAUUACAUUAUGGGUGGAUGCCAGAUUCAUUUCACUGUGGCCAUUGACUUUACAGCUUCCAAUGGAGAUCCCCGCAAUAGUUGCUCUCUCCAUUAUAUCAACCCUUACCAACCCAAUGAGUACCUGAAGGCACUCAUUGCUGUGGGAGAAAUUUGCCAGGACUAUGACAGUGACAAGAAAUUUUCUGCUCUGGGAUUUGGUGCCCGGAUUCCUCCCAAGUAUGAGGUUUCCCAUGACUUUGCCAUUAAUUUCAACCCAGAUGAUGAUGAGUGUGAAGGGAUCCAGGGAGUGGUGGAAUCGUAUCAGAAUUGCCUACCCAAGAUCCAACUCUAUGGCCCUACCAAUGUGGCACCCAUCAUUGCCAAGGUGGCCAGGAUGGCAGCCGCUGAGGAGAGAACUGGAGAGGCUUCUCAAUACUACAUUCUCCUGAUCCUGACUGAUGGUGUGGUGACUGAUAUGGCAGACACCAGGGAGGCCAUUGUACGUGCCUCUUACUUGCCCAUGUCCAUCAUCAUAGUGGGCGUGGGCAAUGCUGACUUCACAGACAUGCAGAUUCUGGAUGGGGAUGAUGGGGUCCUGCGUUCCCCCAAGGGAGAGCCUGUCCUCCGAGACAUUGUGCAGUUUGUCCCCUUCCGUGAAUUCAAGAAUGCUUCUGCAACAGCCCUGGCCAAGUGUGUCCUAGCUGAGGUGCCCAAGCAGGUGGUUGAAUACUAUAGCCACAAAGAGCUUCCUCCUCGCUGUCCCAAUAUGGACUCCCCUGAUGCCAGCCCUGGCCCUCCACAGUGAAGAGGUGCCAUCAGCCUCCAGCCAGCCACUACCCUUUCACUUUUCCUUCCCAUGCUGAGUCUGAAGGUUGGGAGGGAGACAGAAUGGGUCACGGAGGUGGGAGACAGAAGGAGAUGUCUGUUUCCAUCACCUCCCAGAACCUCUCAGAUUGUCUUCCCCUUCCCCCAGUGCUCACAUCAGACUCUCCCCACCCCUUCCCUUCUUCUCCCCCAACAUCUUGUGUUUCCAUGGUGACUUGUUCUAGAGAGGUCCGGACCAGGGGCCAUAGCAUGUGAAAAAAGGGAUAACAAGGAGGGGGGGAAUCCUGGCUUCUCCUGAUCCAACCCCAGUGAGAACCAGAGUCCAGGCAAUAAAUGCUGGGUCUCCCCUCUCUCUCUGCUCCAGAAAGGCACAGAGUGUGGGAGAAGAUUCCAUGUUGGGGAGGAGAUGGGAUUUUUGGAGAUUCAAAGAGCAGACAGAGUGAUUCUCUCUUCCUUUCAGAAUAGUCUGAGAGUAGCCCUUUCCUACCUGAACCCCAUAUUCCUAUCUUAAAUGUCCUCCCUUUGUGAUAAUGGUGUGAGAGUAGAGACCAAGUCCCAGGGUGAUACUCCCUCCUCAAGCUUCUGGGGAGGUCACAUUGACCUGGUUUGGUCUCCUUUGGCUUAGCUUAUCUGAAUUUCUCUUUUUGUCCUUCAUCAGUGGGCUCAGAAAUGGAGAGGGAAUGGGAGAAAUUAAUUUGCAGGCCUGGUGGAUGGUUCUAGACAGAAGGAGUUAGGUAAAGUCAGUGACUCUAGUCUUUGCUGUUCAGAAAAGACAAUUACCUUCCUGUUCUAUCUCAAAAUAAUUUCCAAGUUAAGGUGGGAAAUAGGGAAAGACUUUGGAAUUUAUCUUCCUUCCCCUCCAAGGAAACAGGCCUCUUGUACCCAGGCGGCUUUCCUCUCUCUCAGAUCUGUAAUUAGCAAUUUUCUUUUAUUUUUGAACUGGGGACAAUUGGCACAGGGAGGAGUAAGGGGAUGCUCAUCUGGUUUAUGGCCACUGAGGAGAGGAAGAACUACUUGGGAUAGCACAGAAUUUUUAAGCUGUCAAAGGAAGAGGAAAUAAACCCAGUGAGGAGGCCACCAUUUCUAGGGACAGAUCAGUCCAAGGAAGAUUUCCUUUACUAAUCCUUUCACCCUUCCCUCUACUUUGCAAAGCCCUUGACUGUUAGGGGUGGGAAGGGUGGACAGGAAGUGUUCUCUGGGCUAGUGCUGAUGGUGAGGAGGAAGUUUACCCUUUAGUGGUGCAGUUGGCACCCCCUAAAUUUUCUACCUUUGGGUCAAAGGCUUUGCCCUAGUGCUCCCCUUCCUUCCCCAAUUAUGGCUCUGUUGGUUACUUUCUCCUUUUGUCAAGCUCACAGAAUUGUUUCUCCAGCUGUGGCUACUCCUGAACCCCAAGAAUUUAAGGGUGAAAAUGGUCAAAUUGCACCAGGGGGUCUACCUUUACUUCCUUAUUAUCUUCUCUACUGGCUCCCACUUAGCAAAGUUCCCUCCCCAUCUGGGCACCUGCUUCUCUCUUAUUGGGGGGCCACCAAGAUCAGAACCCUUGUCAUUACUGAGUUGGGCCCAAGGGACUAUCUAGUUAUAGGUAAGGUGAAGUGGAAUGGAAUAGGAUAGAGCUGCUUUGCUUAGAGGUGCGCAGCCCCCAUCCCACGCACCCCCAUCCCCCCAAUCCUUAGAGCUGUCAGGCCAAUGGAUAGGAAAUGAGGUUCAAAUCCCUCUCUCAGCAAUAUGCAUGAUGAAAAAAACCCCAGAAACCGAGAAACUCCCCAGGUCUGUGGUUUGUUUACUUUUCAAUCUCCAUGUUCUUAUGAGCUCCCCUCUGCCCCUCCAUGUGGUGUCUGCUUGUAUCUCUUCUCAGUGAUGUCCUCUCAAGGGCUGCAGGAGGGGGAGGAGGGGAAUGGGGAGGAUGCAGAGGGAAAGAGUAACCUAAUAAAGAGUGUCCUUUCCUUGCUGCA